Molecule: messenger RNA, 1629 nt
Organism: Priapulus caudatus
Lineage: Eukaryota; Metazoa; Priapulida; Priapulimorpha; Priapulimorphida; Priapulidae
Product: phosphopantothenoylcysteine decarboxylase-like
Exons: 5
Coding region: 29-598 (189 amino acids)
Biological process (GO): arachidonate secretion; coenzyme A biosynthetic process; lipid catabolic process
Cellular component (GO): extracellular region; phosphopantothenoylcysteine decarboxylase complex
Molecular function (GO): phosphopantothenoylcysteine decarboxylase activity; FMN binding; calcium ion binding
Source: RefSeq, a predicted model, not a curated record
ACAUGUCUGCGUCCUUAAGUGUGAAAGCAUGACGUGUACUUUGGAUCGAAAACACGUUUUACUAGGCGUAACUGGCAGUGUGGCAGCUGUAAAGGUUGCCGAGCUAUCUAAAAAACUUUCUUCAAUACAUGGCGUUGAGGUAAAGAUUGUUGCAACUGAAAAGUCGCUGCACUUUUUUGAUUUAGAAGCACUAAGAAAAUCACCAGUGGGUGUGUUUACAGAUCAGGAUGAGUGGAAGUGGAGCAACCGUGAAGAUCCUGUACUGCACAUUGAGCUGAGAAAAUGGGCAGAUGUAAUGGUAAUUGCUCCUCUAGAUGCCAACACGUUAGGCAAGAUGGUCAAUGGACUCUGUGAUAACCUGCUGACUUGCAUCAUACGAGCAUGGGACUUCAAUAAGCCGCUAAUAUUUUGUCCUGCUAUGAACACAUUCAUGUGGGAACAUCCCAUCACGAAAUUCCAGAUAGACAAACUCACAAACUGGGGAUUUGUAGAGGUGCCAUGUAUAGAGAAAACACUGGUUUGUGGAGACAAAGGUCUCGGGGCGAUGGCAGAAGUCAAUGUGAUAGCUGAAAAGAUUCAAAAGAACAUGUAUUUAUGAGAGAACAUGUCCCGGAGAUGCUGAGGGUUUAUAGAACAUUUAUCGAGAGUAACCAGUUAUAUUACGCUGCAUAAAAAUCUGCUAAUUAACUACCCACAAGGCCUAUAAAUAUUUACUGUUCUAAGUGUAACAAGUAUGCUUUCACUUUAAGGCAUGUGCAUGUUUUAGUCGAUGGCUUACCAUGAGCAGGCAUGUUCCCAUUAACACGGCGGAGGCGCAAGUCGCUCAGUUCGUGAUAUCCGUGAGAUGUAAGUUAUUUGAACACUUUUCGCAUGCUGUUGGUGCUCAAUGCCUCCGAGCUUUAGUAAAAAGUAUUAAGAAUACUGAUAUUAAGGACAGCACCUUCACCAGAGAGAAUCGGUCAGAGAGCCGUGCCCGCACAUAAGAUCAGUAAGAUUAACAUACUGGUACGUUAUUAUUGCGAUGCAUAAGGAUAUUGUACGAUGUUGUUGCGACGCGCGGGAUUGUAAUAUGAUAUUGUUGUGACGCGCGAGAUGGUAAUAUGUUAUUUUUGCGAUGCGCGAGAUUGUGAGAUGUUAGUUUUGAGGCGCGUAGGAUUGGUGUAAGCUAGCAGUGCGGCGUGGAGAAUCGCCGUACAGUAUUGUCACGCGGUAUACGAGGUUUGGCGUGCCGGCACUUUAUGUACAAUAGAUCAGCUAUUAGGUUAUUGUCAUUAAUUUAGGAUAUUAAAAGAAAUCGUGUAAAAUACCUAUAAUCGUUCGUGUAUUUCUGUUGCGUCAUUCACACGGCGGUCAUCGCUGUUUUUACGCACGUAUCAAUUAUAUAUAUAUAUAUAUAUUAUGCGUGUCUGUCUGUGUGUAUGUUAAUAAACUUGUAUUUGAAAUUGUAUUAUGAGGUAGUUCCACUGAUUAAAACAUGUUAUUAGAUCAUCGCCAGAUCAAGGCAGUUAGGUAAGUUUUUAAAUGAAAUAAAAAUGUUGCUGCUUUUAUAACAUGAGAUUGGACAAUUAAUUAUUGCCAUCAUUUUGAGAACACAGCAUUGGCUAAUUAAAGAUUGUGUUAAAUUGUGAA